Histoplasma mississippiense is the source of this 447-nucleotide messenger RNA. RefSeq lists its product with no specific name. The transcript has 2 exons. The record is from RefSeq and is a predicted model, not a curated record. Bases 1 to 447 code for a protein of 148 amino acids. NCBI's taxonomy places the organism in Eukaryota, Fungi, Ascomycota, Eurotiomycetes, Onygenales, Ajellomycetaceae.
AUGGCAGUGACGAUCUCUUCGAAAACGGAUAUCAUGAGCCUGAGCGAUACAACUUACACCCUCUCUGCCAGCUUAAAGCGUUUAUUCCAUUCUUCAAAAUUCACGGAUAUCACAAUCCAGGCGGGGGGGAAGAAGAAUUCAAGGUCCAUAAGCUCAUCCUCUCUGGUCAAUCGGAGUACUUUUCACGUAUGUUUAGUGCAGAGUGGAAGGUUCGUCAGUCUCAAUCUCCACUUCACUGUCGCUGGCAUUUGUACCGAUCACGUUAGUUUAAAAUACCAGGAGACUGCAACCGACAUUAUCAAGUUAGAAGAUGAGCCUCGAACGAUCGAAGCGAUGCUCCGUUUCAUGUACGGGCUCGAUUAUGAUAGUGGCAGUCAAGGGCGCACUUCACCGAUGCUUUUCGGUUCCAAAGUGUAUGUUGCUGCAGACUAUUAUGGCAUUCCAUAA